AGCACCCAAAUCUGCAUGGAGUAAUGUACGCGCACAUUUGUCAAAAGAUCUAAAGCGACUAGACUUACGUCUGAGGUAGCUUCACAGAGAAAUUGAGGCUAGAAACCUUGUUUCAGCUAUGAAAUCAAAUGCUGAGCUUUUGCAGCUGUAUGAAGAGCAUUUUGCAAACUCAUCGCCCUUGACUGCCUCCAUGCGCUGUCAUACUAUACCAUUCAUACGAAAUCCGAGCUUCUUUGGCCGAAAAGAUAUAUUAGAUAUGAUUGAUAAAUCUUUUCGUGAACAACCAAUCCGUCCUACUUCAAUGGCUCUCUGGGGAGCUGCUGGUAUCGGCAAAACUCAGAUUGCAUUAGAGUAUUCAAAUAGGCUUUGGUCGGAGGGAUUCAAUGUCAUUAUCUGGAUCUCAAGUGAGACAAAUGCCGAAAGAGCAAAAUCUUACAGUGACGCGGCCAGGCAACUCCAAUUCAGCGAAUUUUCCGAGAUCAAUACCCCAGAGAAAAACCAACACUUAGUCUUUCAGUGGCUCCAACGAACAGAUAUGCCAUGGCUUCUUGUAUUUGACAAUGUGGAAGGCCAGGCCGACUUACAAAGCUAUUGGCCCCCAGUUAGCCAAGGCAGGAUCCUUAUUACUUGUCGUAGUGAAAUUCUUGCAGGUUCAGAAGUCAUCGCACGGUCUUUCGAAGUUCCACCCUUCACAUUGUCGGAGAGUACAGAAAUGAUUCUCCGAAUCACUGAGCAAUGUGAAGCACCAGAGACAGAAGUCCAGGCAGCAAGGGAGGUUUCUGGUGAGCUUGGCGGCCUGGCAUUAGCCAUUGACAUUACGGCAAAACAUAUUAAACACUCUCGUCGUUUCAAAUCUGUCCGGGAUUUUAUUCCGUAUUUGCGACGUAAUCCAAAAGCGGGAUAUACACGACCGAAGCGCUCUAAAGGGCAAGAGGACUACUGGUACCCACACGACCUUGACAACAUUUGGCGUAUAGCUUUUCAAAACCUGAGUCCAUAUGCUGCGGUAUUGAUGAAUUUAAUUUGCAUCUUAGGCCCUGAAUCUAUUCCACAGUACCUCUUCCAACCGAGAGAAACGAUUGAAGAUGCCAAGGACGAGCUACUUGAAGCGUCUCUUGUUAGAAUCAACUCCGAGAUAGGGUUGAUGUCCGUCCAUCGUCUCUUACAGCAUGCAUACUUCCUAGACAUGUCGACAGCAGCCCGUAAGAUAUCUAUUCAUAAUGUUUUGGUAUUAUUGAGAUCCUACUUUCCCACAUAUGAUGGGGCAAACCAUCUUUAUUCGCAAUGGAACCGUUGUGCUGCACUUCAUCACCAUAUUCAGGCCCUCAGAGACAAGGUGGUUGCCUUGAAUUCCACAGAGCCAAUGGACGAUGGUGACCAAGGGUUGUAUGCUGAGCUCAUUCAUGAUGACAUUUGGUAUAUGAUCGAGAUUCAGCAUUUUUUGGAUGCCGAGCGUUCCCUCUUGUCUCUCUUGGAGAACGCGGAGGAUGAUUCCGUAUUCGCUACCAAAGUUCACCGAAGCCUUCUAGGACUUUAUGAGAGAACUGGCCGCAGCAUUCGUGCUAAGAGUUCUGCCUCCUUGAAGUUCGAGAUUGUUGGAAGAUAUUCUCAGGAUGCGGGCAACGAUGUUGCUAAUACCUGGAGCAAUAUGGGUUACACAAGAGCCAUCUCAAUGGCCAAGGAUGUACCUGAGCCAAAGCGCUGGCGACAGUUCAACAUUGACCGCUUCUUGCGCAACAGAGGGCGUGCAAACGAGCAACUGCGGCGUUUCGAAGACGCCUUACGUGACUUUGAUGAGGCGGAGUACUAUCAGGAGAAAAUCCAUGGACCAGGCAGUCAUUAUGAUGGAGAAACCCAAUAUGAGCGUGCCAAAAUUGAAGCUUGGCGUGACAAUCUUGAGAAAGCAUACUCACUCGCCACAAAAGCUCAUCAUCUGGUAUCUGCAGGCAAACCUACACACGCGAGUGUAAUGGCAGCGCAGUACCGCCUGGGAUGGAUUGCUAUGCUCCAAGGGGAAAAUGUUCUUGCGUUGCAGCACUUGGAGAAAUCGCUGGUCAUUUCAAGGAUCAAUGAGCAGCACAGAGGGAACUCGGGCGAGUCGGCCAGGAUUCAAUGGCGUAUGUCACAGGUCUUGGAGCGCAUGGGCAGAGAAGAAGAUGCCAUGCCUCUUCGGGAGGCGGCUGUAAAGGUCAAAGCUAGUCUGCUUGCUACCGGGGACUACGCCCAAGUUGAAGACGAAGACAGUUCCUGGGAUGCACUGGUCGGCUUACUAUAUCGUUGAGGAGGCUGCAAAGUCAGUUUUGGUCGGCAG
Trichoderma asperellum CBS 433.97 is the source of this 2311-nucleotide messenger RNA. The record is from RefSeq and is a predicted model, not a curated record. Lineage: Eukaryota; Fungi; Ascomycota; Sordariomycetes; Hypocreales; Hypocreaceae.